Messenger RNA from Lolium perenne, 1599 nucleotides. RefSeq lists its product as uncharacterized. The record is from RefSeq and is a predicted model, not a curated record. Lineage: Eukaryota; Viridiplantae; Streptophyta; Magnoliopsida; Poales; Poaceae.
CCUCUUCCAUAUUUAGUGCUCGAGAUAUUGCAUAUAAUCGGGCCAUUAUGGUAGAGGAUUAGCAUUGAUUCUUUCCAUGUAUAUCUUGUACAUUGCCUAUAUAUAUGAGAUGACAGGAAAGCCACGAGUGUGUGGGCAAUCAUUCUCUCUCUAUUUCCUCUUUCAUGGUAUCAGCCAAACGAUCUUCCGCGCCUAUCCACCUCCACUACCGCCGCCGCCCCCGGGCUGUGCGCCGCGACACCUCUCCACCACCCUCCGCCGCCGCCAUGUCCGACGCCGGCGUCCAGCCUCAUCCCCACGCCGCCCUAUGGGCUCAAGCCACCGCCGUCCAGAACACCAAGAGCCUCAUACCGGUCACCCUCGACCUCAAGGCUUCGAACUUCACCAAGUGGCGGAAUUUCCUCCAGAUCGCCGUCACCCAAUACGCCCUCGCUCAUCACCUCUCCACCGCUACUCCUCCGGUCGACGAGGAGUGGCAGCGGAUGGACUCCACCGUCAUGCGUUGGUUGUACGGCUCCAUCACGCCGGACAUCGCCGACAUGGUCAUGGCCGCGGGCAGCACGGCCUUCGCCGUUCUCGGCGCCAUCACCGCCCUCUUCCGCGACAACCAGCAGGCGCGCGCGGGCUACCUCGGCCAGAAGUUCCGCAACAUCGAGCAAGGGGACAAGAGCGUCACCGCCUACUGCCUUGAGCAGAAAACGGCCGCCGACGCCCUCGCCGACGUCAACGCCCCGGUCUCCGACGACGCCCUGGUGUGGAACACCAUCAAGGGUCUCAACGACCACUACAAGGACAUCGGCAACCUCGCGCCCCUCCUCACGCCCUUCCCCACCUUUAUGCAAUUCCGCAACAUGCUUCUUCUCCAGGAACUCAAGCCCUCCUCCACGCGCUCGUCCUCGCCCUCGGUCUACUACGCCACCCCUCCUGCUGGGGGUCCUCGCGGCGGCCCUGCUCCUCCACCGCCGCAGCCUCACGUUGGGCGCCCCGUCUUCGGCACCCCGGCCCCGGCUUACGGCGCUCCUGGAAACGGUUCUGGCCGCAACAAGGGCAAGAAGAAGUCCUACGGGGCUGGCCACGCCCCCGCCUUCCCGAGCCUGCAGCACCCCUGGACCGGCGCCAUCUACAUGCACCCGAUGGCUGGUCCUAGCCAUGGCGCCGGCCUCCUCGGCCCGCGCCCCCAUGCCCUGCCACCACGCCCAGCCCAAGGCUUCAUGGCGAUGCCUGCUCCGUCGUACGUGCCCCCAUCGCCCGCGACGUUCACCUACAACGGCUACCAGGCCUACGGCGCUCCCUCGACACCGACAUGGGAUCCCUCCGCCCUCGCAAACUACUUCAACACCAUGAGCUUGCAGGCUCCCCAGGAGUGGGUCAUGGAUACUGGAGCAUCCGCGCACAUGUCUUCGGACGCCGGAUCUCAGGACAGGGGCCGUGAUUCUCAGGUGCAGUAGCUCGGGGGACCUCUAUCCAGUCACCGCCUUGCCGCACGCCCUCACCGCCGUCACCGCCGACUCCACGCUUUGGCACCGGCGUCUUGGUCACCCUGGCCCCGACGCGUUCCGACGUCUUAUUUCGUCCACCUCGCUCCCCAUUAAUAAAGUG